Molecule: messenger RNA, 411 nt
Organism: Funneliformis mosseae
Lineage: Eukaryota; Fungi; Glomeromycota; Glomeromycetes; Glomerales; Glomeraceae
Source: the annotation of a GenBank genome assembly
AUGCAUUUUUCAAAUAAUUCAAGUCGAUUCUUAUCACUUUUUAUAAUUUUCUCACAACUCAUAAUCACUUCUUAUUCGACGCCAUUUUCAUCUCACCUUCAAAAACGUGACUUUUCAGGUCGUGGUACAUUUUACGAUCCAAGUUUAGGUGCAUGCGGUAAAGUUUCAUCAGGGUCAGAUUUGAUAGUAGCGCUUAACGCUGCUCAAUUUGAUAAAACGUUAAAUCCUAACAAUAAUCCAAUAUGUGGUAAAAGUGUUACUAUAACCGGUCCAGAUGGAACCGUUACUUGUAGAGUUGAAGAUAGAUGUCCUUCGUGUCCUUUUGGUGGUUUGGACUUAUCUCGAGCCGCUUUCGAUAAAAUUAGCAAUCUCGAUCGUGGUAUUGCAGAGAUUACUUGGCAUUUUAAUUAA